Molecule: messenger RNA, 639 nt
Organism: Suillus plorans
Lineage: Eukaryota; Fungi; Basidiomycota; Agaricomycetes; Boletales; Suillaceae
Product: glutathione S-transferase
Exons: 5
Coding region: 1-639 (212 amino acids)
Cellular component (GO): cytoplasm
Molecular function (GO): glutathione transferase activity; glutathione binding
Source: RefSeq, a predicted model, not a curated record
AUGGUCAAGUUGUACGGUUUCUCCGGUUCCACAUGCACCCGCCUCGUCGCCCUCAUCUGCAAGGAAAAGAACGUCCCAUACGAGUUGACCUCGGUCAACUUGGCCAAAGGCGAACAGAAGGCCGCAUCGCACACUGCGAUCCAGCCAUUCGGACAGGUUCCAUACAUCGAUGACGACGGCUUCAUUCUAUACGAGUCGCGCGCAAUCGCGAGAUACCUUAGCAAGAAAUACCCCAACCAAGGCACCUCCUUGACUCCUAGCGAUCCCAAGGCAGAGGCUCUGUUCGAACAAGCAGCUUCGAUCGAGACCUUCAACUUCAGCGUUAUCGUCGCGCCCAUCGUCGGCGAAAAGGUGUUCAAGCCGCGCCGUGGUCUGCAACCAGACGAGGCACGUGUCACCGAGCUGUUGGCGAGCCUCCAGAGCAAGAUGGAUGCGUAUGAGGUGAUCCUCAGCAAACAGAAGUACCUUGCUGGUGACUCUGUCACGCUCGCUGAUUUGUACCACCUGCCGUAUGGCACUGCGUUUUACGGACUCGGAGGUAGCUUUGCUGAGGUGUUUGACAGCAGGCCUAGCCUUUCUAGGUGGUGGAAGGAUAUCUCUAGCAGGCCUGCUUGGCUUGCCGUCAAGGAUGGUGCAUAA